Globicephala melas (long-finned pilot whale) is the source of this 8523-nucleotide messenger RNA. It is a transcript of the gene PLD1, whose product is annotated as phospholipase D1. NCBI's taxonomy places the organism in Eukaryota, Metazoa, Chordata, Mammalia, Artiodactyla, Delphinidae. The record is from RefSeq and is a predicted model, not a curated record. Gene Ontology annotation, cellular component: intracellular membrane-bounded organelle; plasma membrane region. Gene Ontology annotation, molecular function: D-type glycerophospholipase activity; phosphatidylinositol binding. Gene Ontology annotation, biological process: regulation of microvillus assembly; intracellular signal transduction; regulation of vesicle-mediated transport.
CGGGGCUUGGGAACACACUGCUUUCCCCGUGUCUGUGGAUUCUCGGGGUAUUCAGUUUUUUCUUCCCCUGUCGGCUAUCAGCUGCUUUGGAGAUUAGUUUCAUAGUAAGGAUUCUUUCUUUCAAGCAAUAUGAAGCGACUACUUUCACAGGGGCACCAGCCAACAUGUCUCUGAAAGAUGAGCCAAGAGUAAAUACCUCUGCACUGCAGAAAAUUGCUGCUGACAUGAGUAAUUUGAUAGAAAAUCUGGACACGCGGGAGCUCCACUUUGAGGGAGAGGAGGUGGACUACGAAGUGUCUCCCAGCGAUCCCAGGAUACGGGAAGUGUAUAUCCCUUUCUCUGCUAUUUAUAAGACUCAAGGAUUUAAGGAGCCUAAUACACAGACGUAUCUUUCCGGCUGUCCAAUAAAAGUUCAAGUUCUGGAAGUGGAGCGCUUAACAUCUACAAAAAGGGUACCAAGCAUCAAUCUUUACACUAUUGAAUUAACACAUGGGGAAUUUAAAUGGCAAGUUAAGAGGAAGUUCAAGCACUUCCAAGAAUUUCACAGAGAGCUGCUCAAGUACAAAGCCUUUAUCCGAAUCCCCAUUCCCACCAGAAGACACACAUUUAGAAGACAGAAUGUCAAAGAAGAGCCUCGAGAGAUGCCAAGUUUGCCCCGUUCAUCUGAAAACAUGAUCCGAGAAGAACAGUUGUUUGGUAGAAGGAAACAGCUAGAGGAUUACUUGACAAAAUUACUAAAAAUGCCCAUGUAUAGAAACUAUCAUGCAACAACAGAAUUCCUUGAUAUAAGCCAGCUGUCCUUCAUCCAUGAUUUGGGACCAAAGGGCAUAGAAGGUAUGAUAAUGAAAAGAUCCGGUGGACACAGAAUACCAGGCUUGAACUGCUGUGGUCAGGGAAGGGCCUGCUACCGGUGGUCCAAAAGGUGGUUGAUAGUAAAAGAUUCCUUUUUACUAUAUAUGAAACCAGACAGUGGUGCUAUUGCCUUCGUACUGCUGGUAGAUAAAGAAUUCAGAGUUAAGGUGGGAAAGAAGGAGACGGAGACAAAAUAUGGACUCCGAAUUGAUAAUCUUUCAAGGACACUGAUUUUAAAAUGCAACAGCUAUAGACAUGCUCGGUGGUGGGGAGGGGCUAUAGAAGAAUUCAUCCAUAAACAUGGCCCCAACUUUCUCAAAGAUCAUCGAUUUGGGUCUUAUGCUGCUAUCCAAGAGAACACUUUAGCUAAAUGGUAUGUUAAUGCCAAAGGAUAUUUUGAAGAUGUGGCAAAUGCAAUGGAAGAGGCCAAAGAAGAGAUUUUUAUCACAGAUUGGUGGUUGAGUCCAGAAAUCUUCCUGAAACGUCCGGUGGUUGAAGGAAAUCGUUGGAGGUUGGACUGCAUUCUUAAGCGAAAAGCACAACAGGGGGUGCAUAUCUUCAUUAUGCUCUACAAAGAGGUGGAACUUGCUCUUGGAAUCAAUAGUGAAUACAGCAAGAGGACUUUGAUGCAUCUACACCCCAACAUAAAGGUGAUGAGGCACCCAGAUCAUGUGUCAUCCAGUGUAUAUCUGUGGGCUCAUCACGAGAAACUCAUCAUCAUCGACCAGUCGGUUGCCUUUGUGGGUGGGAUUGACCUGGCCUAUGGAAGGUGGGAUGACAACGAACACAGACUCACGGACGUGGGCAGCGUGAAGCGCGUCAUCGGGGCACCUUCUCUGGUUUCCCUCACAGCUGAAACAACAGAGUCUAUGGAAUCCUUAUGCCUCAAAGAUAAAAACGAAUCUAACAAAAAUCUGCCUGUCCUGAAGACUGUUGAUGAUGCAGAUUCAAAACUGAAAGGAAUAGGAAAGCCCAGAAAGUUCUCCAGAUUCAGCCUCUACAGGCAGCUGCACAGACACCACCUACGCAGCACAGACAGCAUCAGCAGCAUUGACAGCGCCUCCAGUGAUUGUAAUCACUGUAGGAGUCGUCAGAAUUUAAUCCAUGGUUUAAAGCCCCACUUGAAAUUCUUUCGCUCUUCCAGUGAGUCUGAGCAGGGGCUCACUAGACGUAACGUUGACACGGGCUCCAUCCAAAGUUUGCAGACGGGUGUGGGAGAGCUACAUGGGGAAACCAGAUUCUGGCAUGGAAAGGACUACUGCAAUUUUGUCUUCAAAGAUUGGGUUCAACUUGAUAAACCUUUUGCAGAUUUCAUUGACAGGCACUCCACCCCCCGGAUGCCAUGGCAUGACAUCGCCUCUGUAGUCCACGGGAAGGCUGCUCGCGACGUGGCCCGUCACUUCAUCCAGCGCUGGAACUUCACGAAGAUUAUGAAACCAAAAUAUCGGUCCCUUUCUUAUCCUUUUCUGCUUCCAAAAUCUCAAACAACAGCCCAUGAGUUGAAACACCAAGUGCCUGGGUCUGUCCAUGCUAAUGUACAGUUGCUCCGUUCUGCUGCUGAUUGGUCUGCUGGUAUAAAGUACCAUGAAGAGUCCAUCCACGCUGCUUACGUCUAUGUGAUAGAGAACAGCAAGCACUAUAUCUAUAUAGAAAACCAGUUUUUCAUAAGCUGCUCUGAUGACAAAGUUGUGUUCAACAAGGUUGGCGAUGCCAUUGCUCAGAGGAUACUGAAAGCUCACAGGGAAAGCCAGAGAUACCGGGUUUAUGUUGUGAUACCACUUCUGCCAGGUUUUGAAGGAGACAUUUCAACCGGUGGAGGAAAUGCUCUACAGGCAAUAAUGCACUUCAACUACAGAACCAUGUGCAGAGGAGAAAAUUCCAUCCUUGGACAAUUAAAAGCAGAGAUCGGCAAUCAGUGGAUAAAUUACAUAUCCUUCUGUGGUCUUAGAACACACGCAGAGCUUGAAGGAAACCUAGUCACUGAGCUUGUCUAUGUCCACAGCAAGUUGCUAAUUGCUGAUGACAACACUGUUAUUAUUGGCUCUGCCAACAUAAACGACCGAAGCAUGCUGGGAAAACGGGACAGUGAAAUGGCUGUCAUUGUGCAGGACACGGAGACGGUCCCUUCAGUAAUGGAUGGAAAAGAGUACCAAGCUGGCCACUUCGCCCUAGGACUUCGGCUGCAGUGCUUUCGGGUUGUCCUCGGCUAUCUUUCUGGCCCUAGUGAAGACAUUCAGGAUCCAGUGAGUGACAAAUUCUUCAAGGAGGUGUGGGUUUCAACGGCAGCUCGAAAUGCUACAAUUUAUGAUAAGGUGUUCCGGUGCCUUCCCAAUGAUGAAGUACACAAUUUAAUUCAGCUGAGAGACUUUAUAAGCAAGCCCAUCUUAGCAAAGGAAGAUCCCAUUAGAGCUGAGGAAGAACUGAAAAAGAUCCGUGGGUUCUUGGUACAAUUUCCCUUUUAUUUCCUGUCUGAAGAAAACCUACUGCCUUCUGUUGGAACUAAAGAAGCCAUGGUGCCCACCGAGGUUUGGACUUAAGAGUCAUACUUGUUUGCAACUCAAAGACUUCCACCCUGAAGAGUACAUGUCACACAGUGACUUUCUGGAGACCUAACAGCCAUAGCCAGACCCAGUGCACUCUUGUAUCCAACACUUGGACCCUUUGGGUUGGCUGGGAAGGGCUGUAGUCAUACUGAUAUAAGGACAGUGAAAAUCAGCAGGGCUUUAUAAUUCCUCCUGCCUGUCCCUGUGAAAAAAGGACUGUAUUCGUAGGUAGCAUAUACCCAACAGCUUAAACACAUACUAAAAUUCCAUGAUGUAUACCAAACUGCAUUUUCUUUGCUAACAAGAAUUUACCUGUCACUGUGAUCUACUUUGCCAAAAGUUGUCUGAACCUCCUUAUUUUUCUCUGACCCUCACUUAUGCAAUUGAUGUCUGCUGGACCUGCCUUCCUCUCAUAGUCCAUACAGGCUCUGUUUGAGGUAUUGUCUAUUGCUAGAAGAUGUUGUGAUGCUGCUUCAAGGUUAUUUAAGGUUACAUGGGUUGCUCCUGCCCCUGCCCUUCUGGCCCCGGAGUAGUCGUGUGCACCCAACCAAGGAUGUGGUCCUUAUUCCUUUCCAGUGACUGAAAGGACAGGACAGACCUUAGUCUACACAGCAGCCCAUGUUAGGCACUUCUGACAACAUUGACAGCAUGUAUGUUGACACCACAGAUCAACAGGAAGGAAUUAAAUUCGGUUAUUAAGGCAGAGAUUUCACUUUGCAUCCAAAGGCAUUGAUAAGAUGUGUCCUUUUGAUAGGGCCCACCCUAUCAGAUUUGAAAACGUGUAGGAUAUUUGAUUACACAGCAACCGAUAAAACUCAAAGACACAGCAUGCAGCCUUCAGCAAUCUUCAACGUUUUGGUGGGAAUCUGAUCCAGAUAAGAAAAGAAGAUUUCUUAUAGGCCUGUAAAAUUUCCUGUCAUCCUUAGCUGCUGGAUUGAUUGAAAUUUGAGUUUCUACAUUUCAAAGUCAAACCAGUGAAUACAGCUUGUCUUUCAAGAGAAUCAGGGGCUUCAUAACUCAUGCCAAGUUAAUGAGUAUGAGCCUUAUUUGACAUUCAGCUCGCCAGCUAUGUUACCUUCUUUAAGAAAAACUGUUUGCAAAAUGCAUACAACUUCACUUGCGUUAUUAAAUAUACAUUAACAUUCCACCAGGGUUCCAAAGAGGUUAGGAUUAUUUUUUAAUUCACAUUAUCCUAGACUGUGAAUUGUUCUGGAAACCCAUUUCUCCUUUUUGGAUGUUAGUGUACAUACCCUUUGGUACCCCAUAGCUCUAAAUUUUUUUUUUUUUUUUUUUUGCGGUACGCGGGCCUCUCACUGUUGUGUCCUCUCCCGUUGCGGAGCACAGGCUCCGGACACGCAGGCUCAGCGGCCAUGGCUCACGGGCCCAGCCGCUCCGCAGCCUGUGGGAUCUUCCCGGACCGGGGCACGAACCUGUGUCCCCUGCAUCGGCAGGCGGACUCUCAACCACUGUGCCACCAGGGAGGCCCCCACCAUAGCUCUAAUUUUAUUAAGCAGAACUAUUCUUACAACCUAAAGAACUAAUGUGGGUUCCCAACGGGCCUGAGGCCAUAAAACAUGGUGUAGGUGCAAUGAUUACACCUCUAUGGAUUACCUGGACAGACUCUCAUCCAAAGGAGUAAGGACCCAAUCCCUAUUUUCCUAGAACUGAUAGUCCAGUGGAAAAGGUUAAACAGGAGCACAAAGUCUGUGAACUAGGUUAGUAGGAGAGAGACAGUGUCAUACCCAGGAGGGUUUUACAAAUGAGGUGGAACUAUGCAACCAACAAUGGAAAUGAAUAUGCUUUUAUGGUGGCUGAAGAUAGUAAAAUGACUUCAUUCUAUAGCAGUUGUAAAUAAGACAUUUGCUAUUUAUGAAGUUUAGAUUGGCAUUUAAAGUGUUGAGUGUAUGUGGAAUACCUAAGGAAUUUUCAUGUUUUCUUUUUAAAUUUUUAAAAAAUGUAGAACAGUCAACAAACUGGCUCUUGAAAGGGCCCUUUCUCUUAAAAAAAAAAGUCACUUAAUCCAACCUCUGCCCAUUUUAUAGCUGAGGAAACUGAGACCCAGGUUAAUUGAAGGACUCACUGAAGUUUACCCAUUAGGACCAGUGACAUCGUUGGUCCAUUACUGGCCUCUCCUUUCACUCAUCACAGCCCCAAAAGGAGGAGAUGCAGUAGAUUUCAGACAGGAUGUCUCUAAGCUAUUUUGAACCCUGUGAUAUUAUGUAUUUAUGUGCUUGUCUGUCUCCCCCUACUAGAAUGUAAGCUCCAUGGGGCAGGGACUUUCCUGUGUUUUGUUCUUAGUGUAUCCCCCAAGCCUGAAACGGUGCCUGGCUCAUAGGAGGUGCUCAGUACGUGUUUGUCGGAUGAAUAAAGGAGGUGGAGGAGACAGCUAAUGAAAUGAAAAACUUACGGAGUCUCAGACAAGAAAUCUUCCUGCUGUUGCUAAAGAAACUGUUAGCAAGUUUCUUUUCUACUGCAUCCUCUUAAAGGCAAGAUGCUCAUCUGCAAAGAGAGGGGCUGCAAGAUUUAUUUGGGUGGAUUUUAUGGAAAAUACAGUGCCAUAAUUGCCUGCUUUGCAGUAGCAGUUUACAUAGUGCAGCAUUCUGCAAAAAUUGCAUGGGACACAGGAUUGCCGUGGACACAGGAUAUACCAUAUGGCCUAAUUACCCAUCAUUCUCUGACACCAUUACUACCUAAUAGAAGUUCAGAUAAUUUAUCUUUAAAAUCGCAAUGUCUGAUAUAAACAUUAAAAUGCAAGAGAUUCAGUCUUGAAAAGCUAUUUUGAAUCUGUUCAGCAUUUUAAAUUGACUAUAAUCUUUUGAAAUGCCUGUAAGUGCUAUACCUGACACUCUGAUAAUCUCUGUAAUAAUUUUUGCUUUCUAGAAGGAAAAAUUCUAUGAUUAUAAGAAGUGAAGGGUAGAAAGUGGUCAUGGCCUUUUAAAGCUAUUCAGAUUGGCCAAGCUUAGUGGUUGGAGGAUACUAAACACAGCAGGUCGGGUUCAGGCAUUUGCUCUGGAGCAAGUGUCCACUCAGGGACUCACCCUUCAGUGGGAUGGCCUUCAUUCUCAGCUGUAAUGCAUCACAGAGAGCUGGUCAUUAGAUAACUGAGUGACAUAUUGUAAAACAAAACAUUGGUUAUAUUUUAAUAGCAUGUUUGGAAGAAAAUUUUGUCUCUAGGUAGUCAAAACCAGAAGCAGUUAAUCUCUUAUGUAAUAACUUGGGAAAUUGUAACAUAUCGUGAAUUAACAUUCUUCCAGGUGAAGGCAGUAAGCCAGGAAGUCUUUUUGCAGAUAUAAGACGACAGGCAGAACAGAUUUUAUAUACAUCAUGGAGAUCCUGCACGUCUUUCUGUCCCUCCCCAUUCCUUAUUCCUUCAACCUCUUUCCCCAACCAGAGCCCUUCCGUAUUAUGGAAACCAUUUUAGAGGACAAGAAAAAGUUCUGGGAAAAAACAACAUUAGGCAUCUAAAAUAAAUCUUCAGUUUAACUCACACUUUUAAGUGAUUGAGAAAAUAUUAUCAUUUUUUAACAGAGGUGGUGGUUCUUUUUAGCAUCUCUGAUCUGAUGUGGCACUGGAGCAUUUUCAGAUGCCGGUCACCCUCUGGAGAGGGGCUAAAGAGGGCCCUUCAUGUCUUCUCAUCCCUCUCAAUUCUCCCAUGUAUGAAAAGUGAGCAAACGCUAAAGGAUUUUCGGUGUGCUUAGGAAUACAAUUUUAUUUCCUUAGAAGAUCCUCUGAAGUCAAUUACUACUGGCAACUUGGAGGUUUAAAAUGGGUUUUACCAGGCAUAGGCCUUGAGAAAUUCUUGAAUCUAGAAAUUCACUGGAAAAGGAAUUCAUCGCCCUCUAUCCAAAAGUUGCAGGUGAAGAAUCGAUGGAUUCGCAUUAUGUUUAGGGGGAGGCAGAUGCCACAAUAUGAUUCCUAGUGGCAUUUAAUUCACAUGUGAUAUAUUAUUGGCUUUGACUGCAGAGUGGAAGGAUUCAUUAAGGGAAACAAAAAUUCUUCGGCUUAAUAUAUUAUAGGUUAUUUUCUUUUUUCCUUUAUACCAGUAUUAAAUUUUAACUUAAAAAGUAAUCAAAGUAAGAUAAAUGGAAAUUUGUCACACUAAUCAUUUUAAACUUUUAAGUUUUAAAAUCAGAGACUAGGAUUGCAAUCCAACCAAAAGGCAGACUUAAUUACUCUUUCCUAUUCCCUAGCAGCUCUAGUUGUUUGCUUUAUUCUAGAUAAAUGCACUUAAGUGAAUGUUGUACUAGCUCUGCUCAGCACUAGGAAAUGUAACAUCAUGCUCUCCUAAUGUAUAUUCCACUUGGAUUCUUCCCAUAAAAUUGUCUGAGUCAAAGGUACUGAUAUUCUCCUCAGCCAUUCUAAAAAUUCAUACCAAAGUAUUGCAGUUGGAGCACAUGUCUCUGAUGCAAAAACCAGAUACUUGCUGGUGAACAUCCAUCCAUUCAGAAUAUUCAGAUAUUCUGGACAGAGCUCAGGCCCUAGCCUCACCCUUAUGGCAGGCUUUGGCAAACUAAGGCUGGGCCUCCUGUUUUUGUAAAUAAAGUUUUAUUUGAAUGUAGCCAUGUCCAUUUGUUUACAUGCCUCAUGACCGAAUGAGCUGCAAAUCUGAGAAUACUUGCCGUCCUUAAGAAACGUUUACUGAUCCUCCCUCUAGAGAGAGCAAAGAAUAUCCAAUUACGGUGCCUCAACCAAACAGGUUUGGGUGAGUUCUAAUCUCUUCCAUAAGCAAGGUUUUCAACUCUCCCUAUCCCAGAGCCCAGCAUUCUACAAUAGAUUUAUUCUAACAAGGUCAAGUCCUUUCAAGAAUGAAAAAUCACGUUUUUUUGUUCUGAAAGAGUUUUUGUCAACUAAAGCAAUCUUCUCCCAGCUGAGCACUCAUAUGGAAGCGUGGUUGAUAAUGUUUGUAACUAAAGUGUUAAAUGAGGACAGAUAGACCUAACGAUUUGUAUUCAGAAUGACAAUUGUGAACUCAAGAAACUCAGUCUCCCUGGAUUUUCCUUCUGGGAAGACUUGGAAAUGAUACGUGUAUCCAUUUUCUAUGCCUCACAGUCAAUGCUUUUGAUGCCAAGUCCCUUAACUGCUUUUUUUAAUGUAAAUAUUCAUUAAUUAAACAAUUAAAAGUGUGCAA